Molecule: messenger RNA, 735 nt
Organism: Penicillium odoratum
Lineage: Eukaryota; Fungi; Ascomycota; Eurotiomycetes; Eurotiales; Aspergillaceae
Product: Fic family protein
Exons: 1
Coding region: 1-735 (244 amino acids)
Source: RefSeq, a predicted model, not a curated record
AUGAGAACGUUCUGCGGCAAUGAUAAACAGGACGAAAUUAGCAACAAAGAUUUCUUGGAGUUGAAACAGAAUCUCAUACACAAUGGCCUCCAGGCAGAUACAACCUCCAUUCUACGCAGUGGUCGUGAAAUCGUGCAGCACGCCAAGGCUGCUUCCUACAUGAUCAGUAGACUCUGCAUCCACAACCAAGAUCUCAGCGAAGAAAUCAUUCUUAAAACUCAUAAAAUUUUCACUUACAAAAUUGACGCUCACAACUCACCUUGGGAACAAUACAGUGGCGUCUAUCGUAAGGAUGAAGUUUCUGCUGGUUUUCAUCAAUUCCCUCAUCACAGCCUCGUGCCCUACAAGAUGACGGACAUGAUACGCGAACUGAAGUCAGAUCUUCAAGAGGUCAUCAAAAAAAGGACAAUUGACCCGAUCGACAUCGCCUCCAAAUAUUGUCACAUGUUUGUCAACAUUUACCCAUUCAUGGACGGCAAUGGACGUAUGUGUCGUUUGAUCCUCAACUUCAUACUCUUGAGGCUAGGUAUUGUUCCUGUAUUUAUCGGUAAUAAGGAAGAGGAUCGCUCUCUAUAUCGUGACGUGGUUUGUAAUGGAAGUGGUCUAGAAGAGGUUUACGGUGAUCUUGAUGAAGAAGAGAUACAGUUUAUUGGUAGUAUGCACAAGGAGCUAAGUGCUUUUGUCAUUACGCGUGUUAAGCAUAGUAUGAGUGAUCUGCUUCAUUUGCCUUUGUGA